Messenger RNA from Colossoma macropomum (tambaqui), 1462 nucleotides. Its product is annotated as H-2 class II histocompatibility antigen, A-U alpha chain-like. Gene Ontology annotation, cellular component: membrane; MHC class II protein complex. Lineage: Eukaryota; Metazoa; Chordata; Actinopteri; Characiformes; Serrasalmidae. Gene Ontology annotation, biological process: peptide antigen assembly with MHC class II protein complex; positive regulation of T cell activation; immune response. Gene Ontology annotation, molecular function: MHC class II protein complex binding. The transcript is spliced from 4 exons. Bases 49 to 885 code for a protein of 278 amino acids. The record is from RefSeq and is a predicted model, not a curated record.
AGUCAGCUCCCACUCGUGUGUGAGUUUGUUUCCUCUACGCUGGUCAAGAUGAAGCUGUGUUUGGUUCUUGUCUGGUCAGUUCUUCUUUCCACAGAGGCUAAAACUCAGCACAGGUCCACCAACAUAGUCCUGUGCUCUGAUACAGAGAAAGAGGUGAUGUAUGGACUGGAUGGAGAAGAAAUGUGGCACGCUGACUUCAGUCAGGGGAAAGGAGUGAUGACCCUGCCAGAGUUUGCAGAUCCUAUCUCCUUCACAGAAGGAACCUAUGAGGAGGCUGUUGCUGAUGUGGAAAUCUGUAGACAAAACUUGGCUGUUUGUGUAAAAGCUUACAACUACCCUGCAGAACCAAAAGAUGCUCCCAAAAGCAUCAUCUACUCAGAUGACGAAGUGGAGCUGGGCUCUAAUAACACCCUCAUCUGUUACAUCACUGGAUUCUACCCUGCACACGUUGAAGUUUCAUGGACCAAGAAUGAUAUAGAUGUGACGGAUGAAGCUUCUCUCAGCAGAUAUUACGUCACUGAUGAUGGAACCUUCAAUGUGUUCUCCCGUCUGAGCUUCAUUCCAAAGAAGGAUGAUAUCUACGCCUGCACUGUGGAGCACGCGGCCCUGGAUAGACCACUGACCAAAACAUGGGAUGUGCAGGUCACUCCCCCGAAUCUGGGUCCGACUGUGUUCUGUGUAGCGGGUCUGGCUGCAGAACUGCUGGGAAUCGCUGUUGGAAUCUUCUUCUUCAUCAAAGGAGGCCACAAAGGAAGCAGCAAAGGAAACUGCGGGAAACAGACUCCUGACUUCGUGCGGUGGGGUUUACUUUCAGAACAGAAAUUACUUGAGCUCCUCGGGAAAAAGAAGCUGGAUCAGAAAACGACGCCUCUGACUUUUAAAUGAUUAUUUCAGGUUUUACAGGGAGACUCGCAGCAGCGCACGCUCAUCAUAUUUCAGCCUGUUUUUAUUCUCCUCACUCUGUAAUGAUGCUUUUUACAGCUUUAACAAAAUUUUAAAUGAUGCUGCUUUAACAUACCUGAAUAUGAAACCAAAGAAAUUUGGAAAUGUUUAAAUAUGAAACUGAUUUAGUUGCAGACCGGAGUAAUCACUGCUGGAUCAUAGGAUAUGAAGCAUAUUAUAACAGAUGAUUUUAAUACACUAAUGUUGUUUGGAAUCAAUGUUUUCAAAAAUAUAAAGCCUGUGAAAAAACACUGACUGUAUGACUAUGUUUUGAUGAUGUAAAGGAAUCUUGCUGUGCUUAACUGAAAUAUAUAUCUAUGUAUAUUUUGCUGUUGUCGGAACAAAACCUCGUAUCUCCAAAAUGACUAGUUUACAGGAGAAGGAAAAAACAUACUUUACUUUAAAUGUAGGUCAAUGGAACCAGAAUUGUUUCCAAGUCUAUUUGGGGAGUUUCUCUUGGUCCAUUCGUCAUGAAAUUUACACACAAUGUAAAGGACAAAAGCAAUUUUCAAAUUAUGUC